AUGUUUCCCGCAUUGAAAGCCGACGCACACGUGGCUCCUGUGCUCCAGCUGUGCCUUGCUUCCCUGGUGACGCACGCCGAUUUUCUUCGCCAAGGUCUGCUACCGAAGCAUGCUUUGCUUUCUUCCUACAUCUUUCGCGAUUCCAAUGUCAUGGCACGACUCUCCAGCAUGCUGAUUACCGGUUGCAGUACGUGGAUGCGCCCUACUGGUAUACCCCCACACACCAAAUAG
Molecule: messenger RNA, 231 nt
Organism: Phytophthora sojae
Lineage: Eukaryota; Oomycota; Peronosporomycetes; Peronosporales; Peronosporaceae
Exons: 1
Coding region: 1-231 (76 amino acids)
Source: RefSeq, a predicted model, not a curated record